Messenger RNA from Fimicolochytrium jonesii, 3228 nucleotides. RefSeq names its product WD40-repeat-containing domain protein. NCBI's taxonomy places the organism in Eukaryota, Fungi, Chytridiomycota, Chytridiomycetes, Spizellomycetales, Powellomycetaceae. The record is from RefSeq and is a predicted model, not a curated record. The transcript is spliced from 10 exons. Gene Ontology annotation, cellular component: cytoplasm. Gene Ontology annotation, biological process: tRNA methylation. Gene Ontology annotation, molecular function: protein binding. The coding region runs from base 1 to 3228 and encodes 1075 amino acids.
AUGGGCGGCCUUCGCUUGUCGAAGAAGGCACAUAUCGGCCAUGUUACAGCCCUCCAGUUCGUCUCGUCGACCGUCCUGCUCGCAGGUCAAGGGCCUUUCCUGAAAGUAUUCGAUACUGCCUUGGGACGGAACAUCGCCGUCUUUGAAGUUUUCCAGAAUGCAAGACUUCACGGCAUAUGGCUGGCAGACGGACAGACGACGGGGAAGGCAAAGACCGCUCGAAUUGCAUUAUGUGGUGGGAAGAUAUUGAAAUUCGGCGUACUCCAGUUCUCAUAUGACGGCGAUAUGCUCGUGUCGUGUUCUCUGGAAGUGGAACAAGAACUUGCCAAUCUAAAAGACUGGGUCAAAGAUGUUUUCUGGCUAUCAUCAGAGGACAGCUCGGCGGCGACGGAGGUAGCACUGGCAUUCGCCCAUAACUUUGUGCAAGUCUGGAAUCUGACGCAAAAUCGGACAGUGUUCGAAGUGCAGUGCGAAGAACACUGCAUUCUGUAUUCGGCCCGCUUUUACCGGACAAGGACUGGAAAGACAUACCUUGCCUCUGGGACUGUUUUCAAUCAAGUCUUACUUUGGGAUAUCGACGCUCGUAACGCCAAUGGCGAGGGACGUGUACUGAAGAGCUUGGUUGGACACGAGGGAGUUAUCUUCAACAUACGCUUUAGCGCAGACGGUGAGAAGCUCGCGACUGCUUCGGAUGAUCGAACUGUGCGAGUUUGGGACACGGACUUGGACAGCAAAUCGCAGCACGUGUGCCUGUUCGGGCACGCUCAUAGGGUUUGGGACUGCAAGGUCGUAGGUCGCUAUAUUGUGAGCAUUGCCGAAGACUCGACAUGCCGGGUGUGGGACUGGAUGAAAGCCGAAUGCAUCGCUUGCUGGGAAGGUCACAACGGGAAGAACGUAUGGUCGGUAGAUAUUGAUCCGGCAAACAACGUGAUCGCGACGGGCGGCGGCGAUUCCGGAAUCCGCUUGUGGAGUUUGACUGCUCUGGAAAGGAACAAGAUAGACUCGGAAUCUCAGAUGAAAUGCGUGUCGGUGCUAUCCGGUGAUGCAAACCCCAAGUCUCCAAUAGAAGUGGUGAAGACCUUUGCGCUGCUGACAUUCGAGCACGCAUUAUCGACCACGGACACGGGGCAGUUUUGGAUUCACGAUCUUCAGUCGGAUAAAUCGCCGGACCUUCUGUUUGUUGAUCCUGAGUUUGCACGCUACACCGUCAUCGCUUCAUCUGAUUGCGGGAGCCUGGUUGUCGCAGGCGCUUUCGAUGGGCAACUGAUCGCGAUUAGUCCUUUGAAAGCAUUUCCGUCUUGCAAAUGGGCGUCCCACACCGGAAAGGUCAAUUCCGUGCAUAUAUUCCCAUCCGGGGAGGAUGGAAAAUGGUACCUCCUCAGUUUCGCCGAGAAGACAGAGGAGCUGUUCAUCUUCGUAUUGAAGCUGUCGGACGAAGAUGGAUCCUGCCUCGUCUCGAUGGUUGCGAUUGUGACGUUGCCGGAUCAUUUUUGGCCAAUGGGUAUUGCAUUUUCAGCAAAAGCGAAGGUUCUGAUUCUUGGGUCGCGGCUUGGUGCAAUAGCUAUGUACGACACUCAACCAGUGGCACAAAACAACGUCGCGUCCGACCCCACCGUCCUUGAUCCCGUAUACGUUCAGCGACGUGUACAUGGAAAGGAUUCCGUGAGUUCGAUCACAAUCGACGACAGGGCCUCGGAGAGACGGGAUAAUGAGCUUAUAUUUGGAACCGUGGGGCGUGAUGGCAUGUUCUGCCGCUUCGCUGUGAACAGGACAAAACCCGAAUGGGCAGUAGAAAAUCUGCACCGGACGAGAAUAACCAAAGGAUGGCUCGAAAAGCUAUACUUUGUGGAUGAGAUGGCGAUCCUGGUCGGCUUUUACAACAAACGUCUGUUCAUCUACAACGAAACCAAGAGAUACGAGAUGUUUUCUGUGGACUGCGGGGGUGGCCACCGACGCUGGGAUCUGAAGCUCGAAGAUGGGCUACUACAGCGUGCCACAUUCGGAUUCGUUCGACUGGGGCGAAUACAGCUUGUGAUCCGUGACCAAGCUGGGGUUGCGGAUUUUCGAGACCCGAAACUGCAGGACCAUCAUUCGGGAAUGGAGACUAGGGUUAUCCGAUUCGUGCCCGGACAGACGGCAAAUGACAGCCGUCGAUCACUGAUAUUGACGUCCGGGGAAGACGCCGUGCUACGAUUUAGCGAGUUCGACCCAUUACGGCGGGAUCAGACCAUGAAGAGCGUGCUGAAUGUCCGAAAGCAUAUGUCGGUUGUGCGAGGCAUCGCUUUUUCCACAGGGCAGACGACCUUGAUGUUUACGGCUGGUGCUCGGGAGGAGAUGCGAUGCUGGCAAGUUGAGACUGACAGUGGGAAUCACACCAAAUGCAUUGAACGAGGGGUUGCCCCUAGCGUGAGCGACAUCAACGAUAUGCGGAUUAUGGACAUAGGAACGACGUCAUUGAAGCAAUUGGGGCCGACAUACACCUUGCUUCAUCUGAUUGUUGCGGCUUACUCGGACGCAAUGGUGCGACUGUGGCUAUAUGACGAGGCACAUUCGAAUUUCCAUUGCAUAGCCGUAUCGAAAGCGCACAAGCGCUGCGUGACCAGAGCCAGGAUCGUCAUUCUUGCGAGAGGAGCGGAAGCUUCGGCCAUUGCCGCGACCGGUUGCACGGGUGGCCUUCUUUCUGUUUGGGAUUGCACUUCAAUCAUUGCAGAAGCAUGGGAGGGGAUACAAAAGGGGACUUGGAAGGGACCUGCGGAACUUGUGAGCAUCGUGCAUUGUUCUCGGAUUCAUCAAUCCGGCAUUAACGCAAUGGAUGUGAGAUGCUCCGUAGGCGAUACAUCCGAUUUCACAGUCGUCACAGGCGGGGACGAUAACUCCAUAACAGCCACAAGGUUGACGUUCAAUCCUCCGGAUCCUUCCGCAAGAAGCCUAUCCGUAUCUCGGGUCGUCCAGGGAAGCAUCAUUGCACCUCAUUCUUCCGGCGUAACAGGCAUCAAGCUACUUUCUGAUGACUGUCUGAUGUCGACCUCCGUUGAUCAAAGAUUGAACACAUUCCGAUUCAGUGCGAAUGAUACAUCUCAAAUUGAAUUUGCAUUGCUGUCAAGUCAGCACAUUGAUGUCUCGGACAUAUCAGAUAUGGACGCUACCGUCAAUGGUAACCGCCUCGAGGUUGCCGUUUCCGGGUUCGGGUUGCAAGUACUUGACCAAGAAGCAUCAGAGUUUGCAUGA